CGAAGUGUCCAGCUGGAGCUGUGACGUAACACUGGUGACGUCACUGCGCGCCUGUCAGCUGCGCACACAACACAGAAGUGAGCAUUAUUAGGACGGCUUGUCGUCGCCAUGGCGUUUAACAGAAACCACUCUCAAAACGGCGGGGUUUUAAUCACCAACGGGGAAAGUGUUCUAAGGGAAUGUAAGAACGUGGAGCUGUCCUUCAGUGAUGUCACCUGUAAGACGGACCUGCUGAAGGGCACCAAGAAGGGGAGCGUGUACCUGACAGCAUACAGGAUGGUGUUUGUGUCCAGCAACACAAAGGACUGCCUGGGCUCGGCCAUGUUCCCCUACUAUCUGAUGAAGGACUGCAGCAUCGAGCAACCCGUCUUUGCUGCCAACUACAUUAAAGGGACAGUGUCCGCCGAGCCCAACGGUGGCUGGGAGGGCCAGGCACAUUUCAAGAUGUCCUUCCCGAGCGGAGGCGCCAUCGACGUGGGCCAACAUCUCUUCAAACUGGCCACAAACGCUUCCCGUGGGACUCCCGCCCACAACGGUGCGCCUUCGCAUCACGGCUACCCCUCACCUGGAAUGACCAACGGCUACGCACCGCCUCCACCUGCUCCGCCAGGCUAUCCGUAUGCUCCGCCUCCCCAGCAAAAUGGCUACUACCCAGCGCCUCCUGCUCCUCCUGCUGCUGGCAACAUGGGCUACGCUUACCCAACAGCAGCCACAGGAAUGUACUCACCAGGGUAUGACUACAUGGCACCCCCUCCUCCGUAUCCCGGACCCCCUCAAAACUGGGUACCACCCCCUCAGAACUGGACAGCGCCGGCACCUCCAGGCCCAGGUAACGCCAAGGCAGCGGAGGCAGCCAGCAGUGCGUACUACAAUCCCAGCAACCCCCACAACGUCUACAUGCCCACGGAGCGGCCUCCUGCGUACGCACCGUAUCCAAACACUCCCGACAAGAAAAACAACUAACUAUCCUCCUUUACCUUCUGACGGAACCCUGAUGGCGAUAUACAAUACCAUACACGUUUUGCUUCAAAAUACGCUUUUCUCUUUCAUGCAACCUUUUUUCGACAUGCCAAAACCACCCGGACUGUUUUUUUAAAAAAAUAUAUACAUCAUUUCCUGGCAUGUAAAGAGAGCAGGAAGGACGAGGAAUGUAUUUUUAUUACCAAACUGAUUGAAGUUAUUGUAGUUAUUAACCAAAAACAAUUAGGACCAAUAUUUUUGCAGUAACAUUUCCUACACAGUUUUUGAAUUAAGUGAGCGUGUUAAUCAUCUUCCCUCAGUAAUCCCAACCCAAAGUAUUGAUUGAAGUGUAGAGGUGUGCAAUAUUCCUACUUGGCAUCAGGCCUGCUAUUGUAUUGAUGUAUGCAAAGGCCCAGUGAAACCGGAACACACGUCUCCUUGUAACCAAGCCCGUGUGAAGUUACCGUUCACCUAAUCCUUUAUUUUUACUCCAGCACAUCAAUUAACACAUACUUACUGCCCUUUGCACACUUUUAGUAGGGACUCAUCUUUGCUUUCAAUGUACAUGUAAUAAUAACUCUUUGUUUCUUGACUUCAAUCUAAUAAAUGUGUCGUUUAUUAAGUAGA
Messenger RNA from Entelurus aequoreus (snake pipefish), 1587 nucleotides. RefSeq names its product WW domain-binding protein 2-like. Gene Ontology annotation, molecular function: transcription coactivator activity; chromatin DNA binding. The record is from RefSeq and is a predicted model, not a curated record. Gene Ontology annotation, biological process: positive regulation of DNA-templated transcription. Gene Ontology annotation, cellular component: nucleus. Bases 109 to 963 code for a protein of 284 amino acids. The transcript is spliced from 8 exons. NCBI's taxonomy places the organism in Eukaryota, Metazoa, Chordata, Actinopteri, Syngnathiformes, Syngnathidae.